CGUUUUCCGCGCGAAUCGCUUGAGUUUGAUUAGUAAGUUGAAGGCCGGGGAAAUCCCCACCAACACCACGAGUCAGAUGAAGCUUUGAAACAAGUUCAUGACGAGUGUGUGCUACAACAAUACAAUACCAGCCCACCAUACAAAAAUGGCAGACAAUCAAGCUACAAGGGAUGGUGAUGAGGAUGAAGACACAGAAAACACUUUGAAGCUGCUUGUAGCAACUGAUUGCCACAUUGGUUACAUGGACAAAGAUGCAGAGAGGUGCAAUGACUCCCUGGAAACGUUUGAGGAAAUUCUACAGCAUGCAAAGAAUAAUAAGGUGGACAUGAUAUUACUUGGAGGAGAUUUAUUUCAUGAAAAUAAACCAUCUCGCAAGUCAUUGCAUGGGCUUAUGGCUCUGAUUCGUCAGUACUGCAUGGGAGAUCAACCAAUCCAGAUAGAGUUUCUCAGUGACCAGUGCGUCAACUUCGCUGCUUCAAAGUUUCCACAUGUGAAUUAUGAAGACCAGAACUUGAACAUAUCUAUACCUAUCUUUUCCAUACAUGGUAACCAUGAUGACCCAGCUGGUUUAGGUAAUUUGUGUGUAUUAGAUAUUCUAAGUGUAGCUGGUCUGGUCAACUACUUUGGCAAAGCACCAUCACUGGAAUCUGUUGAAAUUUCACCAAUACUUUUACAGAAAGGAAGAACAAAGCUUGCUUUGUAUGGCCUAGGCAGCAUUCGUGAUGAGAGGUUACAUCGUAUGUUUCGCGACAAGAAGGUGUCCAUGCUCCGUCCGCGAGAGGACAAAGAUUUAUGGUUCAACGUACUUGUCUUCCAUCAGAACAGGUCAAAACAUGGGGAGACAAACUAUAUACCCGAGCAGUUUCUUGACAACUUCCUUGACCUGGUCAUCUGGGGUCAUGAACAUGAGUGCAAGAUUGAUCCAUGCUGGAAUCCAGAACGCAAGUUCUUCGUCAGUCAACCGGGAAGCUCAAUAGCGACAUCUCUAAGUGAAGGAGAAUCCAAAGAGAAACAUGUUUGCCUACUUGAGAUUCGAGAUAAAGCCAUGAAGUGUACAAAAAUUAAACUUGAAACUGUCCGUCAAUUUUACCUGGAAGAAAUAUGCCUUAGCCAGACAAGUCUUGAUCCUGCAGAUAAUGCAGACAAAUUAAAAGCCUAUUGCGAAGAAAGGGUUGAAGCACUAAUAGACAGAGCAGCUGAUGAGCACACUGGCCACCCUAAACAACCCAAGAAACCAUUAAUUCGACUUAAGAUUGAUUACAGUGGUGGUUAUGAAGUUAUUAACAUUACGAGAUUUGGGCAGAAAUAUGUUGAGCGAGUUGCCAACCCAAAGGACAUACUGGCAUUCCACAGAAGGAAAAUGCAACUUAACACGAUGGGUAAAGUUACUAAAGCAGAAUUAGAUAAGUUUCUAAAGCCAGAGGGUUUGGACACAUCAAGAGUCGAAGAUCUUGUUAAAAAAUACUUUCAAGAUGCAGAUGAGAAAAAUCAACUGUCUAUAUUGUCUGAGAAAGGAUUAGGCAAAGCUGUCCAGGAAUUUGUGGACAAAGAGGAGAAAGAAGCAAUACCGGAGCUGGUGGGCUAUCAAUUAGAGAAGACUCAAGGAUACCUCCGUAAACGUCAAACUAAUGAAGAGUCCAUAGAAGAUGAGAUACAACAUUUUAAGACAGAAAGACAAAAGAUGUCCAAAGAAGAAGUUUUAGAAGAAGUUAGUCAGGUCAUGAAGAAGGUGCAAAAUGAUAGAGCAGCCAGAGGUGAAGAGUUACAAGGAUUCAGUGAUGAAAACUCGGGUUCAGAAAGUGAAAAAGUCAGCAAACGAGGAAGAGGCAGGGGUAGGGGUGCAAGGGGUGGUCGAGCAUCACGGGGAGGACGAGGUGCACGUGCGUCAACAUCAACUCGUGGGUCGUCUAGGGGUCGUGGACAAAAAGGUGUUGUGUCAUCUGGCGGAUCAGUCCUUGAUGCAUUUAAUGCCUCAAAAACCAAGGUUCGAGCCGGAACUAUUCAAUUUGAGGACUCUGGUUCUGAAGAGGAAACAAGGUUAUCAGCAAGGAAAGGAAGAGCUAAUAAUAGAGAGGUGCCUAUAUUAAUCAGUGAUUCAGAGGAUGACGAUGAUCACUUUUCAAUGCAACGUACAACAAAGAAACGCAAGCGAUGAAAGCAAUUCUAAAAAUGCAUGUACAUACUGCCCUCCUACUAUGAUAAGCUGUUCUACAGUACGAUGAGAUUGCAACAUUUAACAUAUAAUUGAUGAUUAAUGAACCCUUGAUGUGAAUAUGCCAAAUGUAAUGCUUGUGUUGCCCUCGAGCUAUGGGAAGAUAUUCAUGAAACUAUAUGAUAUACUGCACAAUUCUGCAACUCGUGUUCAUAUAUUCAUGACCAAUAAAUCAUCCCUUGAAGUAUACAUGAAGUUUUUAGAUCAAGUCAUGACUAUGCUGCCCUCAAUCUAGCUUACUAUGCCAAUCUGUGCAUGAUGGCAUGUAUAGCAUUGGACUUGCUCCAAGUUUAAUUUUUUCCCAUAUUACAGCGCCACCAGCAAGCAGUGACCAGAAAUAACAAGGCUUAGCUAGUUGGUGGCAUUGUUUGGGCUGUUUGGGCUGAAGUACAAGAAAUAACAGCGUGGAGCCUAGGCUAGUACAAUGUAAAUAAUAGUAGGCAACUACUAUUCUAGGAAAGAUGAAAAUUAGUAUUUCUGUAUAGGAACAAGCUCUGUACUAACUGUGACUUUUGUAAUGGAGAAUGGAUUACAGUACUAGCAAGAGGUUAGUUCCUAGAUUUGGAAAUUGUGCCGAUUUCUGGGAGACUUGUGGAGAAAAUGCUUUAUCAUAUUUUAUAGAGUACUACAGUGUUACGUCAUGAUACCACUUGAUAUUACUCCGUUGCUAUUGGUGACACAAUGCGUUCAACCGGAUGCUAUUUUCUUCACUGACAAACCAUUGAUCCCAAUAAUUAUUAAGAUGUUGUAUAUUUGUAAAAUAUAAUGCGAGCUUUUUUGUUUUUAGUACAUCUGUAUGAGGUUGAAAAAUUCUACUAAUUAUUACAAUGCUUACAACAUGGUAGUGUUUAUAUACGGUAUAUAAAUAAACAUUCUAGAAAAUCGA
Molecule: messenger RNA, 3098 nt
Organism: Anneissia japonica
Lineage: Eukaryota; Metazoa; Echinodermata; Crinoidea; Comatulida; Comatulidae
Product: double-strand break repair protein MRE11-like
Exons: 20
Coding region: 98-2155 (685 amino acids)
Biological process (GO): mitotic G2 DNA damage checkpoint signaling; mitotic intra-S DNA damage checkpoint signaling; telomere maintenance
Cellular component (GO): Mre11 complex; nucleus
Molecular function (GO): 3'-5'-DNA exonuclease activity; DNA endonuclease activity; manganese ion binding
Source: RefSeq, a predicted model, not a curated record